GUUAGAACCACUCUCUUUCCUUUCACUUCCUCACUCACUCUCUCACACACACACACAGCCACAGCUAAAACACACACAUUUUAAACAAUACGCACGGACCUCCGUUGGUUUCUUUUAACCGGCGGCGCCAUUACCACGAAAUUGUGGAAAAAGUCUUAACCCUUGCUCUCCUCCCACCACUUGUCACCAUACUCAAUCAGCUCUUUUUUCACUCUCUCUCUCAUCCGCUAAAACGACCAUUACUAUAUCUAAAAACUAGGACUCCUACUCCUCUUCACCAUACAACCUUACAACAACUUUCACUACAAGAACAUUAACUCCAAUCCUUAUCUUUUCCAUUCUUAAUUUAUCCACUUUCUUUCUUAAUUUCUCAUCCCCUCCAUUUCUUGUAUGGCUUUGAUUUUAGAACAACAAUCAAACUUUAAGCACUUUUGUAAAAUUUGCAAGAAAGGGUUUGGCUGCGGUAGGGCUCUAGGAGGACACAUGAGAGCUCAUGGAAUUGGCGAUGAUAAUGCUCAGAUGGAUGAUGAAGACCCUGCCAGCGAUUGGGAAGAUAAAUUGGGAGGCAAUGUGCCUCCUAGCAGCAAGCGGAUGUAUGCAUUAAGAACCAAUCCUAAUCGGUUUAAGAGUUGUCGUGCUUGUGAAAAUUGUGGCAAGGAAUUUUUAUCAUGGAAAUCUUUUCUUGAACAUGGAAAAUGCAGCUCCGAGGAUGUCGAGUCGCUUGUUUCCUCUCCAGGAUCCGAUGGCGAGGAUGCCACGCCAAGGGGAGGAUGCGGUUGGUCUAAAAGAAAAAGAUCUCUGAGAGCUAAAGUGAGCAAUUUUAGCUCAAAUUGCCCUUCCAGCGAAGAGGAAGAUCUCGCAAAUUGCCUUAUGAUGUUAUCUAAUGCAGCAUUUGACCCUUUAAUAGCCGAACCAGAGGAGUCAUGUGCCUCGGCUAGCAAAGAAGAGGAGAGAAGAAAUCCAAUGAAUUUUAUAGCUCCAAUGCCUUAUAGAGCACCCAUGGACAAGGCCAAAGGGGUUGCUAAAGGAAUGUUUGAGUGCAAAGCAUGCAAGAAAGUUUUCAAUUCCCAUCAAGCAUUAGGUGGACAUAGAGCUAGUCACAAGAAGGUUAAAGGGUGUUUCGCAGCCCGGCUUGAUCAAGGACUCGAUGAUAGUCUAGCCGAUGAGGAUGUUAUUACACAUGAAGAAUUUUUUCCAGCAAAAUCAACGUCAACUUUCCAGUUUGAUCAUGGUUCGAAUGCUCCAUUGGCUUCUACUUCAAAAAGAAAAUCAAAGGUACAUGAAUGCUCCAUAUGUCAUCGUGUAUUUUCAUCGGGACAAGCUUUAGGUGGACAUAAAAGGUGUCAUUGGAUCACUUCAAAUUCACCAGAUGCAUCUUCUUUGGCUAAGUUUCAUCAUUUCCAAGAUCGCAUUGAGCAAAUUCAACAAAGACCCAAGUUUAUCGACAAUAUUCCUGAAACGCUUGAUCUUACGCUUGAUCUGAAUCUUCCAGCUCCAGCUGAUGAGCAAAACGGAGUCCGGCGGGAAACCCCUGCAAACCCACCUAACUAUGAAGUUUCUACAGAGAUUUAUUUACAAACUUGGAUAGGGAUUGAAGCAAAAGUAAAGGAUGAAACUCAGCAGCACCAUCACCAUCAAAACGAGGAUGACAAUGACAAGAACAAUAACCCCACCGCCAACAACAACAACACAAAUUGUAAUGGUUCAAUGCAAAAUGUGGAUGAUGAAGCUGACAGUAAGGUGAAGCUAGCAAAGCUUAGCGAACUCAAAGAUAUGAACAUGCAUGGAAACUCAUCUCCAUGGUUGCAGGUAGGGAUUGGUUCAACUGCAGAUGUGGGCGCAAACCCAUAAAUUUUUUUUUCCAGUGAAGCGACAUUAAGGUCUUCUCUUCUUUUUUUUUUUUUUUUUCUU
This is a messenger RNA of Manihot esculenta (cassava), 1911 nucleotides long. RefSeq names its product zinc finger protein ZAT9. The record is from RefSeq and is a predicted model, not a curated record. The coding region runs from base 391 to 1851 and encodes 486 amino acids. The transcript has a single exon. NCBI's taxonomy places the organism in Eukaryota, Viridiplantae, Streptophyta, Magnoliopsida, Malpighiales, Euphorbiaceae.